GUGCAAUUGAAUUUAGCAUCCUUUUCGGGUAAGAAACUUUUCACCCCUAAGCUCAAAUUAUUCAAUCACAGCAAAUAAUGAAAGGACUGUGCGUGGUUUUAGUAAUUGCUGUUUUGGCAUGUGUACGAGCAGAGGACGAUGAAUUGAUACAAAGAAUCAAUGGUUGGGCUGACGAGUUUAUAGAAAAAGCCACCAACGACAGCGGUGGAUUCAUCGAUCCUCUUCCUUUGGAUAAUCUAGGAAAAAGUUUUGAACGAGAAGUUGGAUUCGUAAAAGUUAAAGGUGAAGCCAAACUUUACGACGGCAAAAUCUUCGGCCUUUCAUCCUUAAAAAGAGUAGGAGACGCUGUAGCUAUUGACCUCGAAGAUUUUUACAUCAUUUCAACCACCCUCACCUUCAAAAAGAUUCAUGCUACUUACAAAGGUACGGUAACAGUGAAUAACAUUGGUCCUCAAGUCACUCUGGAUGCUAAAGUUGGCCGAUCCAAGGUAUCGAUGUUCUUGACAGCUCCAGCAGAAGGAGGGAAAGCUGAGUUGAUGUCUUUUACUAUUCAUGAAAUGAAAGAUAUUCGUGUCAAUAUCAAAGGUUUAGGUCCCAUGGGAUGGUCGGCUAGUAUCAUUAGUACGUUGGUUCUGAACGCUAUGGAAAAACAGGUCGCAAAAGCAGCUUCAGUUGCAGUCUUUGAACAUUUCAGCAAAGAAAUUGACAAAGUACCAUUCCCCGGGCCUACUGAACAAUAAAAUUACUUAUGUUCUCUGUGAUUUGAAAGUACAGUAUAUGUAUAUUGAAAGACGCCGUUAUAAAUAAAAUCUGAUUUAGAUAAAAUAUCUAUAU
Uloborus diversus is the source of this 834-nucleotide messenger RNA. RefSeq names its product mite allergen Der p 7-like. The record is from RefSeq and is a predicted model, not a curated record. The transcript is spliced from 3 exons. The coding region runs from base 78 to 740 and encodes 220 amino acids. NCBI's taxonomy places the organism in Eukaryota, Metazoa, Arthropoda, Arachnida, Araneae, Uloboridae.